Messenger RNA from Condylostylus longicornis, 1293 nucleotides. RefSeq lists its product as uncharacterized. NCBI's taxonomy places the organism in Eukaryota, Metazoa, Arthropoda, Insecta, Diptera, Dolichopodidae. The transcript has 4 exons. The coding region runs from base 1 to 1209 and encodes 402 amino acids. The record is from RefSeq and is a predicted model, not a curated record.
AUGGAAAUUCCAAAAUUAUUAAAUAAAGAUUUUUUUAAAAAAUCAAUUGAAAAUGGUUUAAAAAUUUCAAAUGUGAUAAUUAAUGAACUUGAUAUUAGUGCUGGUUUUAGUGGUGGCGAAAAUUAUUGUAGUCAAAUAUUUCGUGCAUGUAUUAAAUAUAAUCAUAAUAAUAAAUCUAAUAAUAUUUCUUUAAUUAUUAAAUAUAUGGAUUUAUCUGGUGAAAAAAUUUUCCUUGAAGAAUUAGAAGUUUAUCAACGUGAAAAGAAAAUGUAUUUUGAAGUGAUACCAGAACUUGAAAAAAUAUUAGGUGGAAAUGUUAAAUUAUCACCAAAAUGUUUUUAUGCUGUUAAUGAACCAGUAACUACAAUUGUUUUUGAGGAUAUGUCACAACAAGGAUAUGAAGUAUCCGAUCGUAUUAAUGGUUUAGAUGAAAUUCAUAUUAAAAUACUUUUAGAAAAAAUUGCAAAAUUUCAUGCGGCAUCAAUGAUUUUAGCUGAAAAGGAUCCGAAUUUAAUGAAAUCAUUUCAUCGUGGUAUGUUUCAUUCAAUGGAUUGUUUAGCAAAAGAUACAGUAUUUAUUGGAAAUUUAGAUUAUUUAGCUGAUACAGUUGAUAAAAAGUGGUCAGAUUUUGAUGCAAUCGCUAACAAAAUUCGAAAUAUAAAAAAAAAAUUUUACGAUGUUGCAUUAAAAACAGUUGAACUGAAAGAAAGCACAAUAGCAGUAUUAAAUCAUGGUGAUCUCUGGGUUAAUAAUAUGAUGUUUAAAAAAUGUAAUAAUACCGUUACAGAUGUAGCUUUAAUUGAUCUUCAGUUAUCGUAUUAUGGUAGUUUAGGAAUUGAUUUACAUUAUUUUAUGAAUACAAGUAUACCUACGGAAAUUUUAAAAACGAAACGCUAUGAGCUACUUCGAUUCUAUUUUGGUCAUUUAAAGAAUACUUUAAAAAUUUUAAAUUAUAAAAAAAUUCCAACAUGGGAAGAGUUUAAAAAUGAGAUUCAUUCAACGGAAUUUUAUGGAUUUUUUGCAUAUGAAGCUAUUCUACCAGUCAUAUGUUUAGACAAAGAAGCAUCUAAAGAUAAUUCUUUUGAAACAUUUACCGAUGAAAAGAAAUCUCUUGAAAAUCGUGAAAAGGUAAUUAAUAGUAAGAGAUUUAUUGAAAUGUCGAAAUAUUCAUUGGAUCGAUUUGAUGAAUUAGGUAUUUUAGACAUAUAAAAUUAUAUUUAAAGUAUUAUUAUUGUGCUUAACACUAUUUAAAAAUAAAGUUUUUUAUUGCACUUACACAUUUAAAGUGUUUAC